Molecule: messenger RNA, 1150 nt
Organism: Drosophila yakuba
Lineage: Eukaryota; Metazoa; Arthropoda; Insecta; Diptera; Drosophilidae
Product: antigen 5 like allergen Cul n 1
Exons: 4
Coding region: 28-1143 (371 amino acids)
Source: RefSeq, a predicted model, not a curated record
AAUGUUAGUUUUAGAACGAUAGUGAAGAUGUGGAGUUGUCCUUGCGUUGCAGCCGGAUUGCUGCUCAUAUUCAGUCUGAAUCUGGUCUUUCUGCUGCCAGAAACAAACUAUUGCCAUUUAAAAAACUGCCCAGCGGAUAAAAAACUGCCACAUAUUGGCUGCAAUAUUAGUGGGGUACCUCAAUACUCGGAAUCAGAUAUUCUCCAGAAAUUUCUGAACUAUGCACUUUUGGAACAACCCACACUGAACUGGUCGCCAAAGUGCGGAAAAGAGCCAACAAUUGUUUCAAUACCCCAGCAUAUAAGAAAUUUCAUUCUGAACUAUCAUAACACAUUUCGCGAUAUGGUGGCCGGUGGCCAAUUGCACAAGCUGCCCAUUGCAGCCCGCAUGCUUAAGUUGAAUUGGGACCACGACUUGGCUUUUUUGGCUACACUCUUGGUAAAACGCUGCGAUAUCCAACCCACAGACCACUGCAUAUCCACAGAAGAGUUCUCGUCUCCAGGCUACCACACGGUAUAUAACAAGUUCAAGGGGACCCAGGAUACAUCCAGGAUAGUUCGAUCGCAACUGAAUGCGUGGUACGAUCAGUACAAGCACGUUUCUGCAUAUAGUCUAAUUAAUGGAUUGUCCCCGGAUAAAAAGGAGGUUGGGCACUUCCUAAGAAUGAUGGUGGGACCCAGUAACCGAUUAGGCUGUGCCAUAGCUAGAAUCGAAAAAGACGGAUGGACUCACCAAUGGCUCACCUGCCUGUAUAGCUGUUCAUCCAAGAAGAACACGCUUCUAUACGAGUAUUCCGGAAAACCUGGCAUAUAUUGCACCAAUGGAAUUAAUGGCAAGUUUCAACAUCUAUGUAAUGACACGGAACCUGUCACAGAUUGCAUGCACUCUGAUCUAUUCAAGACAACAAUCAGCAACGACACUGCAUCAUUGAUCAGAGACAUGAUGAAUAGAAAAAUUAAACCCAGAUUUUUUUUUGUGCCAUGGUUAGCAAGGGUGACGAAGAAGGUUCCGAGAGGAGUACCUUUUUACUUGUCCAAGUUGCCCUCGUGGCACUAUGAAGGUGUUUUCACCCGUAUAAAGGCAAAUGUUAAAAUUUUAAAAAUUAAAAAGAAUGUGCAAAAUACAACAAUAAAUCCCAAUUAACAGAUAA